CAGCCCGUGCGCAGCCUCGUCUCCUCGGUAGGGCAUGGCCGUGCGGUCCAGGACCGGGUUCUACCGGCAGGAGGUCCACAGGACCGUGUGGGAGGUCCCGGAGCGGUACCGGGACCUGAAGCAGGUCGGGACGGGGGCGUACGGGACCGUGUGCUCGGCGUGGGACCGCCGCUCCGGGACGCAGGUGGCCAUCAAGAAGCUGCACCGGCCCUUCCAGACCAAGCUGUUCGCCAAGCGGGCCUACCGGGAGCUGCGGCUGCUCAAGCACAUGAAGCACGAGAACGUGAUCGGCCUGCUGGACGUCUUCACCGCCGAGAUCUCCCUGGACCGGCUGCGAGACUUCUACCUGGUGAUGCCCUUCAUGGGCACCGACCUGGGCCGGCUGAUGAAGCUGCAGCGCCUGACGGAGGACCGGGUGCAGUUCCUGGUCUACCAGAUGCUGAGAGGACUGAAGUACAUCCACUCGGCAGGGAUCAUUCACAGGGACCUGAAGCCUGGGAAUUUAGCCGUCAACCCGGACUGCGAGCUGAAGAUCCUGGACUUCGGCCUGGCGAGGCAGGCGGACGCCGAGAUGACGGGCUACGUGGUGACGCGCUGGUACCGGGCGCCGGAGGUCAUCCUCAACUGGAUGCACUACAGCCAGACGGUGGACAUCUGGUCUGCCGGCUGCAUCAUGGCGGAGAUGCUGCUGGGAAAACCGCUGUUCAAAGGAAACGACCACUUGGACCAGCUCAGGGAGAUCAUGAAGAUCACAGGAACUCCCACCGCCGACUUCGUGGCCAAGCUGCAGAGCCAAGACGCCAGAAACUACAUCCGCGGCCUGGCUCCGGUCCCCAAGAAGGAUCUGCACGCCGUCUGCUCCAAAGCGUCGCCCGGCGCGGUGAGCGUCCUGGAGAAGAUGCUCCUCCUGGACCCGGAGCAGCGGGUGGCGGCCGCCGCCGCCCUGCAGCUGCCCUUCUUCAGCGACUUCCGGGAGGCGGAGGAGGAGGCGGAGGCGCCGCCGUACGACCAGACGCUGGACAACAGCGACCUGCCGCUGGAGCAGUGGAAGCGUCACACUUUCACCGAAAUCCUGACCUUCAGGCCACCGAGGGACUCCAGAGAGACCUCACUCUGAGACACACACACACACACACACACACACACACACACACGUUUGUACUUCUCUAGUUGUGAGGGCAUUCAUUGACAUAAUGCAUUUCCUAGCCCCCCUACGCCUAACCAUCAAGAAUUAAUGCCUGACCCUGACCUGUACCCUAAACCUGACCUAAACCUCACUGUAACCCGAAACCAAAGGUCAAGUCUGAACCCUCAAAAAGGUCAAAAAGGUCUGUCGAAACGAAAAGUGAGGACCGGCAAAAAUGUCCUCACUUUUAAGGUUAUAAACCCAUGAAGGUCCUCACAACUAUAGCUGUACAAGUACACACACACACACACACACACACACACACACACACACACACACACACACA
This is a messenger RNA of Salarias fasciatus (jewelled blenny), 1472 nucleotides long. RefSeq names its product mitogen-activated protein kinase 12b (gene mapk12b). Lineage: Eukaryota; Metazoa; Chordata; Actinopteri; Blenniiformes; Blenniidae. The transcript has 12 exons. The record is from RefSeq and is a predicted model, not a curated record. Gene Ontology annotation, molecular function: MAP kinase activity; ATP binding. The coding region runs from base 35 to 1117 and encodes 360 amino acids. Gene Ontology annotation, biological process: protein phosphorylation.